GCGAGCAGGGAGAGGCGAGACAGGGGAACCACACGCACACACAGAGAAAGCGAAGGAGGCAUUCUCCGGCCGUCCUACCAGGAUGAAGUCUGCGGGCUCAGGCGUUCUCGAGCUGUUCACGGACAGCUACUGUAACACGUGUAAUGCUCAGCUCAUCUCCGAGUCGCAGAGGGUGGCCCACUACGAGAGCAAGAAACACGCCAAUAAGGUUCGCCUGUACUACAUGCUACACCCUGAAGAUGGAGGGCCCCCGUCCAAAAAACUACGACCAGACAACCCAGACAGUGAUGAUGGAGAGGUGGACAAGAACAAAUGCUGUACCCUCUGUAAUAUGUUCUUCACCUCGGCUAUUGUAGCGCAGUCGCACUACCAGGGCAAAACACAUGCCAAGCGGAUGAAGCUGGUGCUGGGAGAAGUUCUUGUACCUGCUAGGACAACAGAGGUCCCUCCUGAGCCCCUGCCUCCUGAGAUGCCCAUCUUGCCCAGCCUGGGUUCCGUCACAGAUAACGGUGACUCGGGCAAGUUCUGCCGCCUCUGCAGCUCGUGGUUCAACAACCCGAUGAUGGCUCAGCAGCACUACGAGGGCAAGAAGCACAAGAAGAACGCGGCCAGGGCCAAGCUCCUUCAGCAGCUGGGCGAGACGCUGGAUUCAGAGGCUCUACGAGCUUUGAAAAGCAGUUACACCUGCAACGUCUGCAACGUGAUCCUGAACUCGGUGGAACAGUUUCACGCGCACCUGAAGGGCUCCAAGCACCAGAGCAAGUAA
Hypanus sabinus (Atlantic stingray) is the source of this 766-nucleotide messenger RNA. Its product is annotated as zinc finger protein. Gene Ontology annotation, cellular component: nucleus. The record is from RefSeq and is a predicted model, not a curated record. Lineage: Eukaryota; Metazoa; Chordata; Chondrichthyes; Myliobatiformes; Dasyatidae. Gene Ontology annotation, molecular function: zinc ion binding; nucleic acid binding. The transcript is spliced from 6 exons. The coding region runs from base 83 to 766 and encodes 227 amino acids.